AGCCAUCCUUUAAAAGGUGCAGGCACGAGUAAAAGUGACAUUAAGCUUCGUUUCGAAAUCAACAAAAAAUUGGGAUCAGGCACUUAUGGAAAGGUUUCCUUAGCCUAUGAUCACAAAACAGAGCGUGAGGUAGCGGUGAAAUUAAUCAAGAAAAGUGCAAUUGAAAAUAAACAGGAUUUGGUAAGAAUUCGAAGGGAAAUUAGAAUUAUGUCAGCACUCAAGCAUCCUAAUAUAAUACAAAUUUUCGAAGUAUUUGAAAAUAGAGAUAAGAUUAUCUUGGUUAUGGAAUAUGCGAGUGGUGGUGAACUUUACGAUUAUGUUGGAAAAUAUGGAUCACUUCCUGAGGCUGAAGCGAGGAGAAUUUUCAGGCAAAUAACAUCCGCAGUUCUGUAUUGUCAUAAGCAUCAAGUCGUACAUCGAGAUUUAAAACUUGAAAAUAUUCUUCUUGACCACAGCAACAAUGCAAAAAUUGCUGAUUUUGGUUUGUCGAACUAUUUUAGCGAUAAAACAUUGUUAACAACAUUUUGUGGUAGUCCACUUUAUGCUUCACCUGAAAUUAUCAAUGGAACACCAUAUAGAGGUCCUGAAGUGGAUUGUUGGAGUUUAGGCAUUCUUUUAUAUACUUUAGUUUAUGGUUCGAUGCCUUUUGAUGGUCGUGAUUUUAAUCGUAUGGUAAGGCAGAUUAAGCGAGGAGCUUACUUUGAGCCCGACACCCCAUCAACUGCAUCAAUGUUAAUUAGAAAUAUGUUACGAGUGAAUCCGGAAAGAAGAGCUGAUAUUUACGAGAUUGCUAAUCAUUGGUGGUUGAAUUUAGAAGAGAAUAUGCCUGUAAUUCAAGAAUUACCUGAAAAUCAAAUCACUGAUUCGACUCCAUUAAUUGAUCGGGCAGAAACAAUCUUGGUGCAAGAUUUGGCAGAUGAGACCGAUGUCUUCAUGGACUUUGGACAUUUGAGUGCAGCCACAAGGCUGAAGAUUGAAGAAUUUCGUAGACGUCGAAAGGAUGCUGAGGAUUAUAUUGAAAACUCACCUGUCAAGCCACCUAAAGCAAGAAAAACUGACAAGAUUGAAGAAAAACAACUAACAACUGCUGAAAAAAGUUUGCGCGGAGAGAACUUGUUCGAACAGCAAAAGCCAACGAGUAAUGUGUUGAAUGAUAUAAAAGACGAUUUUAAUGAACCUCUGGAAAGGUUAAAGCAGUUAGAGACACGCUUACAAAGUACCGCUAACAGAGAUAGUCGUACUAAGGACAAAAAUUUGAUAUCCAAUCCAUCCAGUGCAUGGCAAACGAUGGAAGUGACAAAAAGUGCUUUAUAUGCUCAAAAAAUUAAUCCGGAAAGACCGAAUGAUUUCGAAGUACCUCAUUUCAAAGCAAGUGGAUAUGAUUCAACACAUAGAUACAUUCCUGUAGAGACGAGACGACCUUCCUUUGUACCUCUGAAUUCUGAAGUUCCGUCACAUAGGCAUGAAAUUCGAGCAAUCAACAUUCAAACUUGGCGUAUGGAAACUGAUUUGCUUAAUAUGCUUAUGAAUCAGAUAUCUAGCCAUUAUACUUUAGCUAUGUCUCCAUUUAAGGUUUUGGAACAAAUGGAAAACGGCCCAGUUAGUAUGAAUUUAAUAGCGCGAAUAAAAGCUCAUCCACUUUACGACUCAAGACCAAUGGUGAAGGAAUUAUUGGAAUCGAUUAUUGCAGCCCAGCCACCGUCUGUGCAGAAGCAAGCUUCGAAAAUUAUACAGCAGCAAUCCCAAGUAUUCAUUAUAUGA
This is a messenger RNA of Dracunculus medinensis (Guinea worm), 1761 nucleotides long. NCBI's taxonomy places the organism in Eukaryota, Metazoa, Nematoda, Chromadorea, Rhabditida, Dracunculidae. The record is from the annotation of a GenBank genome assembly.